Molecule: messenger RNA, 1652 nt
Organism: Hibiscus syriacus
Lineage: Eukaryota; Viridiplantae; Streptophyta; Magnoliopsida; Malvales; Malvaceae
Product: rop guanine nucleotide exchange factor 12-like
Exons: 7
Coding region: 3-1652 (549 amino acids)
Molecular function (GO): guanyl-nucleotide exchange factor activity
Source: RefSeq, a predicted model, not a curated record
CCAUGCAGCAAUUACAGUCAAAGAUAUCGACAACCUUAAAGAUGGUUACCGCUGUCGAACAAGAAAAAGACAGUUUAAAGCUUAGUAAGUUGUUUAAUUUCCGGGGUAAAUCGGAUAAGAAAUCGAGGGGUUCGAAGAGUACGGGCGUCAACAAAGGUGGUGGCGGUGGUGGGUCGGAAGAGGCAGCGGAGGAUGAAGGUGUGGCAGAUGAAAACCAGGGAUCAGAGCAACCGGAUGAUCCACCGUCAUCGGAACAAGACGAAAUCGAGGCGAGGCAGGCCAUGGAGAGUUUGAUUGCCGAAUGCGAAGCCAGAGAAAAACAGCUAUUAACCGAUAUGGAUCUGAUGAAGGAAAAGUUCGCUAAAUUGCUCCUGGGGGAGGAUAUGUCAGGCGGAGGGAAGGGUGUUUCAUCAGCUUUAGCACUGUCGAAUGCCAUCACGAACCUUGCCGCCUCUGUGUUCGGUGAACAAUCGCGCUUGGAGCCGAUGACGGCUGAGAGGAGAGCAAGGUGGAGAAAAGAGAUCGAUUGGCUCUUGUCUGUAAGUGAUUGCAUUGUUGAACUUGUUCCCUCUCAACAGAAGAACAAGGAUGGAUCAAACAUGGAGAUUAUGACCACUAAGCAACGAACAGAUCUUCUGAUGAACAUUCCUGCCCUUAGGACACUUGAUUCAAUGCUUCUUGAUUGUCUAGAGUCUUUCAAAGGCCAAAAUGAAUUCUAUUACCUGUCAAAAGAUGCCUCAAAUGAAGAGAAAGGGAACAGCAAAAGAAUUGAUGAUAAAUGGUGGCUGCCUACCGUUAAAGUUCCCGAAAACGGCUUGUCCGAUGCGGCGAGAAAAAACCUGCAGAGCCAGAAGGAAUCGGUGACGCAAGUGCUCAAAGCGGCAAUGUCGAUCAAUGCUCAAGUUCUGAUGGAGAUGGGGAUCCCUGAAAACUACAUCGACUCCCUCCCGAAGAACGGGAGAGCUAGUCUUGGUGAUUCAAUCUAUAGGAGUAUCACAGUAGAACUCUUUGACCCUAAUCAAUUUCUGUCGACCAUGGACUUAUCAUCAGAGCUCAAGAUAUUAGACCUCAAGAAUAGAAUAGAGGCAUCUGUUGUGAUAUGGAAGAGAAAGAUGGUCCAGAAGGACGGUAAAUUGGCUUGGGGCUCCGGCGUUAGCUACGAAAAGCGAGAACUCUUUGAAGAGAGAGCCGAGACUAUCUUGUGCAUUCUCAAACACCAGUACCCCGGAAUUCCUCAAUCUGCAUUAGACAUCAGCAAAAUCCAGUACAACCGGGAUGUCGGACAAGCUCUCCUAGAGAGCUAUUCAAGGAUACUAGAAAGCUUGGCCUUUACAGUCUUGUCCAGGAUAGGAGAUGUCCUCUAUGCUGAUUCUAUUGCUCGAAAUCCGAAUCAACCAACAUCCAAUAACCUGCCGAAUUCGGCAAAUACGAGGUCUGGAAACGACGAGGAGAAAGGGAACUUGAUGACCCUCUCAGACUUACUUACAUGGAGUGCGGAACAACUCGAGAUUGACGAGGAAGACAAAGAAUCCAACGAAGAGCCAUCCAAAGAGAUUGAUGAAAAGCAGGUGCAAAAGCUACAUGUAGUGACUUCCAAGAAGUCAUAUCUUGAAAGCUUGGGUGGAGUAGGAAGCCCACAAGAACGCCACUAA